AUGGGGGAGAAGCAGACUCCCCACCGACGAUAUCUCUCUCUCCCCCACUCCUCACCUCUCUCCCCCACUCCCCACCUCUCUCUCUCCCCAAUCUUCCCACCCCGCGCUGCCCGCACCACCACCACAUGCCGCUCCCUCCCAGCCCGCGGCUCCCCCUCCCUCCGUCCCACAACACCACAGCCUCGCUCCCGCACCCUCGCCUCACCAUCGGUCUGCAACCGCCGGCCUCCUCGCCGCCCCACCUCCGUCGGCCCACUCGCCGCCCUGACACCCGCGCUAGGUUCAUUCCGGGGACCAUGUUCUCGGUCGAGCCUGCAAGUGCCGUUUUCCAUGCUCGAAAUUCAGUUUAACAACUCAAUGAAGAUUUUUUAUGAGGAUUUUAGCUUGUUUACUCACUACAAUUUGAAGAAGCAGCAACCACCAUCUAUGGACGAGAAGGAUGACCCCACACCCAAGCCGGAUGACCUCGACCUCGACCAAGCAACAACAUCAGGCACCCUCUGGUUCCAUGGAUGGCAUCGAUGAGGAGGAUGAAGAUGUGUGGGACAUGACGAGCUCAACGACCUUGACCUCGAUGGUGACAUCAUCUAGACCCCGAGCACAAG
Molecule: messenger RNA, 605 nt
Organism: Hordeum vulgare subsp. vulgare (domesticated barley)
Lineage: Eukaryota; Viridiplantae; Streptophyta; Magnoliopsida; Poales; Poaceae
Exons: 5
Coding region: 1-525 (174 amino acids)
Source: RefSeq, a predicted model, not a curated record